Messenger RNA from Cyprinodon tularosa, 1144 nucleotides. RefSeq names its product cyclic AMP response element-binding protein B-like. Lineage: Eukaryota; Metazoa; Chordata; Actinopteri; Cyprinodontiformes; Cyprinodontidae. Gene Ontology annotation, biological process: regulation of transcription by RNA polymerase II. The coding region runs from base 40 to 777 and encodes 245 amino acids. The transcript has 7 exons. Gene Ontology annotation, cellular component: nucleus; ATF4-CREB1 transcription factor complex. The record is from RefSeq and is a predicted model, not a curated record. Gene Ontology annotation, molecular function: RNA polymerase II cis-regulatory region sequence-specific DNA binding; DNA-binding transcription factor activity, RNA polymerase II-specific.
AAUACCACAGCAACAACGCUCCCCCCCCACAAGAACACAAUGAACUCUCAGGCUCAGCGAAUCGUCAGAAAGCACCAGUUUCAGACAGAGGGUAACGCUGACUUUAUCCAAGAAAUGUCUGGAGCUCAAUACACCCCUGUCAUUGACAUGAUUCCAAACCCACCUUGGUCGUCCAUGUGUUACUGUCCAUGCGGUCACAUCUCGCAGCAUGGAUUUUGGAUUUUAGUGCCAGAUGUUCCUGCCCAGGUGAACCGAGCACCUUAUCCAACCCGGCCUGAACCAAGCAUCCAAGUACGACAGACUACACAGCAGAUGGCAUAUUUCACGGAUGUAUUACCUCUACCAAACAGUUCUACUGCUACUGCGAACGUUGGUCUUGGGGACAUGUCAGUGGAGAGGAAGACUCUGAUGAAGACAGGUUCUUCUGAGGGACCAGGAAUUGGAUGCAGCAUGGCUGUAACUGGUGAUGAGAGAGAAUCAGGCGAUGCUCCUUUGGAAAUGGGUGUAGGUGAUCUGCGCAUUCCCACAUCUGAGCCUGGGUUUCAGGGCAAUGGCUCUCAGACGCCUUUAGAGGAUGACUUAAAGAAGAGGGAGCGCCGCCGGAUGAAAAACAGGGAAGCUGCGCGGAUGUGUCGGCGAAAGAAGAAUGAAUACAUCAGAUGCCUUGAGAACCGCUUGGCCGAGCUGGAGGAGCAAAACAGUUCUCUCAUAGAGGAGUUCAAGGCCCUCCAAAGCAGAGUGACUCCACAGCAGAGAUCAGGAACUGCAAUCCUGUGAACUUUGUUUUUUUGUGACUUGUCUCGAAGGAGUUUGGAAUAACAAGGAGCUUACAUGAAAAACACUCCACGUCUUUCAUUUUCUGCAUGUUUACACGAGGUCUGGAUUCCAGGGUUAUAAUUAUACAACAACAACAUUAGGAGCAGUAGGUUGGAAGGAGAAUACAGGGUUGAAAGGUAGUGAGGGCAAAAAAAAAUUGAUUCAUCCAUGUUUACUAGACACAAUAAAUAUUUGUUGUUGAUAGAUUAAAUAAAAAUAAAAACAAAACUAGACUUAUGCCACUGUCACUUUACAUUAAUAUUCAGAAUAAUUGGCUGAUAAUCUAAUUUUAAAAAGCAGAAUAUUGGAAGGUAUUUCUAAAGGGUCA